AUGUUGCAUCCUAACGAAGCCAUUGGCGCCUCCACGCGCUCCCUACAUGCCGAUGAUGCCCUGAAUCUCGUGACUGAUGUUGCUCCUCCUAUGCAUCUCUCUACCACAUUUCGUUAUUCCAAUGAUCCAACUCAGCUAGUACCGGCUGCCGAUGCCACACCUGCCGACUAUGAUCCCACCUCCCACAUCUACUCGCGCAUGUCUGCGCCGAAUCCUACUCGCUUCGAAGCCAUCCUCUCCUCCCUCAUACACGGCCAAGUCAUAAGCUACUCCUCGGGCCUAUCAGCCCUGCACGGUGCCCUUACCCUCCUCAAUCCCCGCCGUAUCUCCGUUGGCGAUGGCUACCAUGGCUGCCAUGGGGUCAUUGCCCUCUUCACCCGCCUCACAGGCCUCCAGAAGCUUCCCCUCGACUGCUCACCCGACGAGCUCGAAAAAGGCGAUGUAAUCCUCCUCGAAACACCUGUCAACCCCCAAGGCACCGCCUUUGACAUUGCCUCCUACGCCGCCAAAGCCCACGCCCGCGGCGCAUACCUCAUUGUCGAUAGCACCUUUGCUCCCCCCGGUCUCCAAGAGCCAUUCCAGUUCGGCGCCGAUAUUAUAAUGCACUCCGGCACCAAGUACUUUGGUGGUCACAGCGAUAUGCUGUGCGGUGUUCUUGCUACAAACCGCGAUGACUGGGCUGCACAGCUAAAAUCCGACCGUCUCUUCAUCGGAACCGUCAUGGGUAGUAUGGAGGGUUGGCUCGGUGUCCGCAGUCUGCGUACACUGGAGAUCCGCGUCCAACGUCAGAGUGAGAAUGCUGCCCGUCUUAUUUCGUGGCUUGAUACUGCUCUGCACGCGCCUAACCCUGCGCCUGGCAGUGACGAGGCGGCUGUGCAGGCUGUUCUCGGUGAGGUUCUCCAUGCUAGUUUGCAGAAGGUCGAGGGCGACUGGUUAAGGAAGCAGAUGCCUAAUGGGUUCGGGCCUGUUUUCUCUAUUGUUAUGAAAGAGAUGCGCUUUGCACGUGAAUUGCCGAGUAAACUGCAUUUCUUCCAGCACGCUACUAGUCUCGGUGGUGUUGAGACACUUAUUGAGUGGAGAACUAUGACGGAUCAAACGGUGGAUCGGAGAUUGUUGAGGAUCAGUAUUGGAUUGGAGAAUUGGGAGGAUUUGAAGGCCGAUAUGGCGAGGGCGUUCCGUGAACUUGCGUAG
Molecule: messenger RNA, 1191 nt
Organism: Penicillium coprophilum
Lineage: Eukaryota; Fungi; Ascomycota; Eurotiomycetes; Eurotiales; Aspergillaceae
Product: cystathionine gamma-synthase
Exons: 2
Coding region: 1-1191 (396 amino acids)
Biological process (GO): transsulfuration
Cellular component (GO): cytoplasm
Molecular function (GO): carbon-sulfur lyase activity; pyridoxal phosphate binding
Source: RefSeq, a predicted model, not a curated record